GUAARAAAGGGAGCCAUCCAGAUGACCCAGGCUACAUACCAACUAAUUUCCCAUUUAAGAAAGAAACUGCACCAAGAUCAAGUAAGAAUUCAAGCAAGCCUUUGGUCAUAACUAUGGAAGCUACUGCAAGGCAAAGAACAAAGAAACCUAAACCCUUGUCUGCACAAAAUGGCCAAAACCUGGGCCAAAAGAAUGGUGGAAAAGAURUCAUCCCACACCCAAUUGGKCAUGACUAUAUUCAUACUGAUGAAAUGAAACUAACUAAUGAGAUGAAGAAACAUUUACCAGAAAUAGAAGAAAAGAUGAAACUUCUGGAAGACUUGGAAGAAAAAUGUGAAAACUACAAAUCUAGAAUUUUAGACUUGGAUGAAAUUAAAAAAAAUGACAAGGAAUUCCAAUUAUGGACUUCAUUUCCAAAUUAUGRAACCUUUUAUGCAGUGUUUGAAUUUCUAGAGAAACGAGGAAAAGACCUUCAAUAUUGGAAAGGUAAAGUUACAACAAGUAGGGAACACUUUUCAAAAUCAAAAUCUACAAAGCCUGGUCCAGCUAGAAAGCUUUCACGCAUUGAUGAAUUUUUCUUGACACUGGUGAGACUUAGAGGUGGCCUGCUAGUUGAAGACAUGGCUAGACGGUUCAAUGUUUCUACUGGAACUGUUUCAUCUAUUGUGACUUCAUGGGUAAAUUUAAUGUACUCAGACCUGAAACUGCUAUGUGAACUGCCAUCAAGAAAUGUCACAAGUACUAAUCAGUCAUCAGCUAUUGGUUCUUUUACAGAUGUCCAUGUCAUACUGGAUUGUACUGAGCUCUUUGUGCAAAACCCAAGCAAGCUUGAUGCACGCAAACAGUUUUUUUCUAACUAUAAACAUCACAUCACUUACAAAUUUCUUGUAGGAAUCAGUCCUMAAAUGGGUAUCACAUACGUAAGUCGAAUGUAUGGUGGUAGAGCAUCAGAUAAAUUCAUCACUUCUGAUUCAGAAGACUUACUGAAGAACUUAGAUGCAGACAAAGGAUCUGUCAUGGCUGAUCGAG
Messenger RNA from Exaiptasia diaphana, 1029 nucleotides. RefSeq lists its product as uncharacterized. The annotation marks the transcript as partial. NCBI's taxonomy places the organism in Eukaryota, Metazoa, Cnidaria, Anthozoa, Actiniaria, Aiptasiidae. The transcript has a single exon. The record is from RefSeq and is a predicted model, not a curated record.